AUGCAGUGGGCUACCUUACUCGCUGCAGCAACGGCCCUCGCCGGGAACGUUGCUGCACAAAAUAUGUUGCGAUUUGCUUGCUCACAGCUUGUCGUCGAACGAACAGAUCCUCUUGUCAACCCCGGCGUGAAGUACACACCUCAUCUUCAUCAGAUCGUCGGAGGUGACUCUUUCAACAUCACCAUGGACCCCGCAAACGACCCCGCGCAGCUUUCGAAGUGCACUUCCUGCAGCUUCGUCCAGGAUAAAUCGAACUACUGGACUGCUGUAAUGUUUUUCAAGGCAAAGAACGGCACAUACAUUCGCGUGCCUCAGAUCGGAAAUGGUGGACCACAAGGAAAGCUCAUCAACGACGGCGGUCUUGAUGUCUACUAUAUCCCCAGCGGCAAAACCACAGCUUUCAAGAAGGGUUUCCGCAUGCUUGCAGGCUCAGCUACCAACACCGACAACAGCAAAGUCAAGCUUUCCAACAUCUGCCAUCGCUGCUGGACUUCCCCCUCUGAGAGUACCUUCGUCGGUGGCGCACCUUGCUCAGGGAGUGACACCGUCGCCAUCCCCAAGGACCCUAAGUGCAAGCUUAUCCGCCAGACCAUCAUCUUCCCUACUUGCUGGGACGGCAAGAACCUCGACUCACCAGACCAUCAAAGUCACGUUGCUUACGGCCAAGGCUCAGGUGCUAAUGGAGGUGGUGCCUGCCCAUCCACUCACCCCGUCAAGCUUCCUCAGAUCAUGUACGAACUGAUGUGGGACGUCAACAAGUUUGCCGACAAGAGCUUGUGGCCCACUGAUGGUUCAGAUCCUUUCGUUUACAGCAUGAACAUUGGCGGUGCUGCUGCACACGGCGACUACGUCUUCGGUUGGGAAGGCGACUCUCUCCAGAAAGCCAUGGACAAUCAAUGCAACCUCAACACUGCAUGUCCCAAAGCUGGUCUUACGGUCCAGCAGCCCGCUCAAUACAACGCUUGCAAGAAGAAGCAACAAGCUCCUGAAGACGUUGACGGCUGGCUCAAGGAGAUGCCACUCGGUGACAUGGCCAUCAAGGCUUAG
Messenger RNA from Alternaria arborescens, 1047 nucleotides. RefSeq lists its product as hypothetical. The transcript has 5 exons. Lineage: Eukaryota; Fungi; Ascomycota; Dothideomycetes; Pleosporales; Pleosporaceae. Bases 1 to 1047 code for a protein of 348 amino acids. The record is from RefSeq and is a predicted model, not a curated record.